AUCAAACGUUAAACAAUUUUAAAAUUAGCAAGACUACUUCGUUAUGGACGUCUGUCAUCAUCAAUUAACAAAAUCCAAAGUCGCAUUUGGACAACAUUUCUUAAUUAAAUCUUAAAUGUCAACUUCUAUGCUCAAUAAACCUUUAACCAAUUUAAUCUCAACAUGUAAUUUUCAAUUCAGUUUUCAAUCUAUAUCAACAAGCAAGUAGCAAGCCCUUGCAGAGAGAGAGAGAAAGAUGGCUCCAUUAUCAAAGAAAACUAUACAACAUUUCACCCAUUGCCAUACGUUAACAGAAACUUCCGCAAACAUAGAGUUCCUCUGCAAUGGCUGCUGGACUCCAGGUUUUGGCACAAGGUAUCGAUGUGAACCCUGUGAUUUUGAUCUCCAUGAUCACUGUGCCACCUGCUCUAUGGAACUCUCUUCUUUUAUGCACCAACAUGAUCUCAAACUAGUAGUUCGCAAGCCACAGGCUACGCGCCAGAACGACCGUGUCUGUGACUUGUGUGGCGACCCUGUCGAAGGGCUUUUCUAUAGGUGCAAGCUUUGCGAUUUCGAUGUGCACCCUCUUUGUACCCAAUUGCCUGAAUAUGUACGGCACGUGAUGCAUAAGGAUCAUCCUUUGAGGCUCCAACGUUCGGUGCCUGGUAGGUGCAAGGUCUGCAAAGACACGUGCACGUCUUGGCAUUAUAGAUGUGGGAUUUGCUGCUUUGAUCUUCACCUUGAGUGUGUUUUAGCACCUUGUGCGGAGGCGACGAAGACUACGACAACGUCAACGCCUCGAUCUUUGAAAACACCAGCUCCACCACCAUCAGCUCCGCCAUUUUAUGAUGCUUGUUAUGCUUAUGGCUAUGGGGCCAUUCCGCCGCCACCUUAUUUUUCGUAUGCUUGCGGGGUCCCUCCUGCACCGCCUUAUUUUGGUCCUUAUGCUCAUGGCUAUGGAAUCCCCUCUAGCUCUGGCCAACAUAACGUUAAUAGUCAGCAUAGUAAUAGUAGUCAAGUUCAGGGACGUAGUGGAAAAGUUCGAAAGAAAAUGUACGCAAUUGCUGGGAAUCUGGCUCUUGGAGUGCUUAGUAACGUUGUUUUUGGAGCCUUGUUCUCGUGAUCGAACUCGUAAAAACAUUGAAGUUUCAAUUGCUUUCUUUGCAUCAAAUUUAC
Molecule: messenger RNA, 1155 nt
Organism: Durio zibethinus
Lineage: Eukaryota; Viridiplantae; Streptophyta; Magnoliopsida; Malvales; Malvaceae
Product: protein VACUOLELESS GAMETOPHYTES-like
Source: RefSeq, a predicted model, not a curated record